Apiotrichum porosum is the source of this 780-nucleotide messenger RNA. RefSeq lists its product as uncharacterized. The transcript has 4 exons. Bases 1 to 780 code for a protein of 259 amino acids. The record is from RefSeq and is a predicted model, not a curated record. Gene Ontology annotation, molecular function: oxidoreductase activity. Lineage: Eukaryota; Fungi; Basidiomycota; Tremellomycetes; Trichosporonales; Trichosporonaceae.
AUGGCCCUCUCCCGCGUCAUCCUCGUCACAGGAGCGUCCUCUGGUAUCGGUCGCGCGACUGCCAUCACUCUCUCCAAGUCGUUCCCUUCCCCAACGCACCCAGAGCCUCUCGUCCUCGCGCUCGUCGGACGCCGCAAGGAGGAGCUCGAGGAAACCGCCAAGCUCUGCCGCGAGGGUACCACUGCCGAGGUCCUCCAGGGCGACGUCAGUGUCGACGCCGACGUGGAGCGCAUCUUCAAGACGGUAAAGGACAAGUAUGGCCGCUUGGACUUGCUCUUCAACAACGCGGGCGUCAACCUCCUCAAGGGCAACCCCCUUGAGGACCAGGACAUGUCGCUGUUCCGCAAGAUGAUUGACAUCAACGUCAUUGGCGCAGUCUUGUGCACCCGCGAAGCCAUCAAGAUCAUGAAGGACCAGUCUCCCCAAGGCGGCAGGAUCAUCAACAACGGCUCCAUCUCGGCGUGGUCGCCGCGUCCCAACUCGGCGGCCUACACAGUUUCCAAGCACGCCAUCCUGGGUCUGACGAGGAGCACGUCCCUUGACGGACGCAAGUUUGGUAUCAUGGCCACUGAGCUGGACAUUGGAAACGCGUCCACGGUCCUCGCUUCCCAGCAGACGACUGGUACCCCGCAAGCGGACGGCAGCAUCAAGAUUGAGCCAAUGAUGAACGUCGACAACGUGGGCAAGAGCGUUGCGUUCAUCGCGGGACUGGACAAGGAUGCCGACGUGCUGCAGUUUACCAUCACUGCCCCAGGCAUGCCGUUCGUGGGACGUGGUUAA